AUCCUCCCUAAAGCAGGGAGUGCGGAACUGUACCGACUCAACGCUGCACACGGGGCACAAGGAGAUUUUUCUGUGGACAAAGUGGCGUGUUGCUAUUUUUCAGCAAGUUUACAAACGUGAAAGAAUAUCCCUGUAAGACUGACGCUGUGUGUGUAAGGUUGAAGACUAAAAAUUGAACACGGAGGAGUAAUAUUUCCGCAAUGUAUUUUCUGGUAUUGUUGAGUGUAGGACUUCAACUUGUUGUUGUUUCCAGCGCUCGACUCGAGCCUUCCUGCAGCAAUGACUUUCUUAAAACCAUGGUUUGUACUUUACCUUGGAGCAGAAACCUCAGCUGUGCUAAGUAUUCCUUACGCUUUUUGCCAACAUCAGAAGAUCGUAGCGACAAUUACGAGUGCAUCUUUAAAGCAAACACAAAUGAUUCAUGUGAGUGCACAGUUGAAAUGAUCCAGUUUGUCACGCUAGAAGAAUAUACAGCAAAACUAUUGAAGGGAGGGAAUGAAAUACAUUCAUAUGUCAUCUGUCCUUCAGACCACAUUAAGCCUAUAUCUCCCUCAAUUGAGUAUGUGAUUCGGACUGAAAAUGGGAACUACAUUGUUAAAUGGACCAAAAAUUACGGAGAGGACGCAUAUCUGUUUAUGUCUUUGCAAUUUCAGUACAGUUACAAGAAGAAAGAUGAGCCAGAUCAGUGUGCAAGAACUGCAAACAGCUCACAGCUCUAUGCUGAGAUACUAGGCAGUGAGUUAGAGGAAAACACAGUUUAUGUAGUCAAGGUGAGAUCACGUUCAGAAGACUACAACACCCAGUGGAGUGACUGGAGCCAAGAAGUGGAAUGGACAAGUCCUGCAUCCCCUGUAAGCAUGUUGAUGGUCAUCCCGUUCCUAUGUAUCCUUCUGAUUCUCAUACUCUGUGCUGGUUACUGGGGUAUUACCAGAGCGAAAGCCAAGUGGUGGGAUAAUAUCCCGAACCCUUCCAAGGCACAUUUAAAUUUCCCUUAUGGGAAAAGAAAGGGGAAUUUGUUUCCGCAGAGUAAUAUAGCUCCUAUCCUGAACGUUAAUGUAGAGAAUGGCAUUCUAAGCAGUAAAAGUCAUCAUUUGAUGGGCACUGUGGAUGGUGACCUGCCACCUAUCAAGAUGGACCUGGACUAUGGAGAUUCGCUGUUAUCUGAUUACGCUCGUACUUACUCUGUAUCCCAGACGGAGGACAUUUCAAGUAGCAAAAUACAAAAUAUUAUGCAGCAUAGUCUUGAAAAGGCCUUAAUGCCAUUUUUCAACUUCAGUGCCCCCAACAACAUCAACUCACCCACAGUGCAGGAGUUCUACAAAAAUGUUAACGGCAUAGCACUGACAAAGGACAGUGGGGUCAGCCUGUCUGAGGGCACUCAUCCUCGUUGUCUGAGCAGCUCAGAGAGUAGCUACAAAAAUGUCUCUUACUCUUGGGUUUCUCCAUUGCAGGGGAGUGGCCAGCAAGAGCUGAUUCUGAAUGAAAAGGUUCCAUUUAUUGCUCCCUGCAGUGCUAAUGAUAAGUAUCAUUCAUGCGGUAAUGAGGUGUUAGUGCCUCCAAGUCAGCCACCACCUAUGGGCAUGAAUUUACCUGGUUUUCCCAGCACCACUGUUGCCUUGUCUCCCUUCAUGCACACAGAGUUAGAGUACCGCACAUGUGAGAAUAGCAUGACAGCUGUGUCUACAGCAGAAGGCUUUUCAUCAUCCCAUACUGCACAGAUAUGCAGUGACUUGGGCACACUGGCUGUCCCUUCCAACACAACUGCAACAGAUGAUGGAUAUCAGAGUUUCAGCAAUGCUAUAGGCAAGGCCUCCCUUAAUGUGGACCAACUCACCAGAGAAAGGCUUAUCUGCAGCAUUAACCCAGCUUAUGCUGGCUUCCCCUCUCACAGCGGUCACCUGGACCAGUCAGAAGAGGGUUACCAGGCUCUCCAAAGUUUAGGUUGUGCCAGAGGAACUCAGCAGCGAGGGAUUGGCAGUACAGAGAAGAGAGUGAAUGGACGUGAAGGUGGGAUGUCUUGGUGUUCCAAAAAUCCCACACCUACUGUCACAGCAGUUACUUUUCACAGCACAGAUAUGCUGUCCCCAGAUGCCCCAACUAAGUCUGUUUCAGAUAGUCAAUCUGUUAUGCAAAUUGUCACCAACCACUUUUAUCAGAAAGUAUGACAACUUAUACUAGGGUAUACCCUGCCUUACACCUAAAUACUUAACCAGGAUACCAGGAAAGACUUAUCAAACCUGUUAUGAUAUGCAGCUACUCAGAAUUACCAAAUGCUUUUUAAGAAGUUGCUUACUGUUUUUAUGAGUUUUUGAUGUUUAAAUCUCAAGAUCAUUGAUCUUCAAGACUAAGAAAAUCAUUGUACAUAUAUGAGUAGUAACGUUUGUUCCGUAGGUGGUACAGUUAGGAACAAUAAAGAAGCUGUCACAAUAAGCAAACAUUUUACAGGGAAAUAACCAGUACGAAAGUUAUCUUAAAGACAUGUUGAAACUUAAAUGAUGUUGCAUUUAACUAAAAACCAGUUGGUGCAAUAGAUAACUGAUUUUGUAUUUUGAUAAAUAUGUAGCACUGAUGAAAUAGAAUGGAUACUGUUUCACAUCUCAAACUUAAAUAUUCAGUUUCUGCAUUUUAAGUUAUAAUGCAUUUAUGACAACUAUAUGCUUUGUAAGUUGUGAUACCACUAAAUACUUUAAUAUUUAGGGAGUAAAUGCCAUUUCAAAUACUAAAAUAGAUUUGUAGCACUUUGCUGCUGUGGUUUUUACCGAAAUUGUAUAAACCCAUUCCUCACACAACAGGGUUAAUUUAUUCCAAGAAAUCACCCCAUUUUGUGACUUUUUGUUGUGAGGGUUGAAUUACUAUUAUUUCUUAUAGAAAAAAAUAAUUUAAAUUAAUAAUAGGCUACAUAAUAUUAUUACAAAUCUGAAAUGAAGAGUAUUUUUAUGCAUGAGGGCACCGAAACAUUUUAUAGUAUUUGUAACAAAAUUAUUUUUAACCUGCCUUAUAAUGUUGUAUUUUCAUUCAUCCCUUGUCAAUAACCAAUAAUCAGUUAUAAAUAAUAACUUGUCUGAUGUUUAAUGCAGGGACUCAGAGGCCCAAAAACUAUACAGGAAGCAUAGGACACAAGGUUGGGCAUACCCUGGAUGGAGAAUUUUUUUCAUACCUUUUCAUACCUUUCUUUUAUACCUAUUUAUGAUGUAAAGAAAGUUUAAGAUCACUGUCUGCAUCUUUCACUUUGCAAAGCAUGAAGCCACUGCUUGUGUUGUUUCACACUAGAUAAUCUUCAUAUGAUUGUGACAUUAAGGUUUUGCUGUGUAAGGGUUUUUGUACUAUACAAGGUGUUAGUAUGAGUUAUAUACAUGAAUUAAUUAUGUUUGUAGUUUAUUUCUGUAAGUGCUCAGAGUACCCAGGUUCACAUCCCGCUUUGUGCUAUAAUUCCAUUGAGCAAGAUGCUCACUCUGAAUUGCCCGCGUAAAAGUUGCUGUGUCACAUACAUGGGUAAACGACUGUAGUUUAACACUGUAAGUCACUUUGGAGAAAACACAUCAGCUAAUUGAAGUAAUAAAAACAGUACUGAACCUAUUGUUUUGGUUCUGAUUUAUAUUUGCUUCAAUCAACAGGUCAGCUUUGCUGACGUUAAUCUGAUAAAUGUUAAAUAUACCGCUGUUUUUAUUAUUGAAGUGUACUAUAAUUAUUAACUACUUUAAGGAACAUGCCUCUAUCCAAUGCCUAUAUUACAAGAGACAGAGUCCAACCUUUACAAUUAGAAGCAUGGGUGCUAGCAGUCAUUGUUACCAAAGUAAUGUUGAGAUUAAUGUUCUAGAUUUAGCCAAAAAAAAAAAAAAAA
Molecule: messenger RNA, 3841 nt
Organism: Scleropages formosus (Asian bonytongue)
Lineage: Eukaryota; Metazoa; Chordata; Actinopteri; Osteoglossiformes; Osteoglossidae
Gene: il4r.1
Product: interleukin 4 receptor, tandem duplicate 1
Exons: 10
Coding region: 201-2165 (654 amino acids)
Biological process (GO): production of molecular mediator involved in inflammatory response; cytokine-mediated signaling pathway
Cellular component (GO): external side of plasma membrane; membrane
Molecular function (GO): cytokine receptor activity; protein binding
Source: RefSeq, a predicted model, not a curated record